This is a messenger RNA of Candidozyma haemuli, 2076 nucleotides long. RefSeq lists its product as uncharacterized. Gene Ontology annotation, molecular function: nucleic acid binding. The transcript has a single exon. NCBI's taxonomy places the organism in Eukaryota, Fungi, Ascomycota, Pichiomycetes, Serinales, Metschnikowiaceae. The record is from RefSeq and is a predicted model, not a curated record. Bases 1 to 2076 code for a protein of 691 amino acids.
AUGCCACGCAAAAAGGGAAACUCAAGGGGCUCUUCUCGUGGAGGCGCUCGUGGGGGCAGCUCUCGUGGAGGACACGGCGGCCGUGGGGGUUCUCGUGGAGGAGGCUCCAACUAUGGUCGUUUCUACUUAAGCAAGUCUGCUAGACGGAAGGGGAAAGGCAGGUUUAACCCGGGUGGUUCCAAUGGAUACGACGAUCCGGAAUUCAUGGAUCUUGGUUCGGGCCAAUAUAUGCCUGCGGUGGAUAUUGACUCUUCGCCAGCUCCUCUGUCGAUGAAGGCGCUUUCCAGAAGACCAAAUAGAUCUAUGGUGGAGGAGGCGAGGUAUACGGAUCGCCACCUGGGACAUACCAUGAAGGAACCGCUUCGAAAUAAACCGCUAGUGUUUGUGAAGUCGGUGGAGGUUUACGAUCCAAGCAAGUUGACUGUGGAUAAGCUUUUGAAGAAGGAGCCCAUCGAGAUCACCGAAGAACUCCAGCUGCUUCGCAUGAAUGAUGACGAGCUGGUAUCUCCCGAGGGAGAGCUGGAUAGUGACGCUGCCAAUGAAGAAGUAUCUAGUAGCGGUGAGUUAUCUGGUCCUGGCGACGAGACUCCGAAGGAAGAGUCGUCUGAGAGUGCUAAGGAGAGCGAUGGUGAAACGGAAGCCGAGAAGGAGAUCCGUUCGUCUGACGAUGACCAAGAACAAUCUACUAUUGACGUACAGAUGGCAUACACGCCAGAAGAAGAUCUGGAUACGUCUGUUGAACAAGAAACAGAGCCAGAGUAUAACGACGAUGAACCUGCCUUCAUGAUUGAUGAUAAGGGCGAUGAGACCAUUUCUGCCAUCUACGGAGCACCAAAAGCAUCUACCAGUGAGGUUAUUCACGAAGCUCGCCGUAGACAGACUCUGUAUGACGAUGACUCAUUUGCUACCGCUGAAUUAGCUGAUCCUGUUGCAUCUUUGGAGCACGAUCCUUAUCUAUCUGUUGGAAAGGUCCUUAUACGCACUGAGAUCGACGAUGAUGGUUCAGUGGUGGCAGAAAUGCCAAGUGGAAGAGCUCCUAGAAAGGGUACUGGCUUCAAGGAUCUCGAUAGUGAUUAUUACGAGGAGUUCUCCGAUUCUGACGAGGACGGAGCCUUUGAUGACUACUUGGCUCAAAUCAUGGGAGCAAACGGCGAUGCUCACGAUGACUACGACAGCCAGAGUGACAACGAUAACUACGACAUUUACUUCAGCGACGAAGAUGACAUUGAUGACGUGCAUGUUUCCGAUCAGGAUGGCCUUGAAGGCGAUGAUGAUGGCCUUGAGGAUAUCUUAGCCUUCACUCAAAACCAACAGAAGAGCUUCGCUGACCUUGAUGUUCCACCUACAAAGACACUCAGAGCUAAGGGACGUACGAAGAAACUUAGGCUUGAAUUCGAGGAAGCCGUCGAUGCUGAGCUUCGUGAAUCCCUCCUUGAACAAUUCCAGUACCAAAAGAAAUCGAGGCGAGACAAGAAGCUUCGAAAGAAGGAGAGACUCAAGAUGGAAGGCCUUGACAAGAAGGACCUCUUUGUCAAGUAUGACUAUUCCUUACACAUCAAAGACAUUAAAGGAGAGUUGGAGGAUUUCUUACAGGAUGCUGACAGAGAGAAUGUCAGUUUCCCUCCAUUGGAUCCUCAUGGAAACAAGACAAUAAGCAAACUUGCUAAACACUACAACAUGAAGUGCACAAGGUGUGGCAAUGGCCGCCACAUCUUCAUGAAGAUUAGCAAGGCUCGGAAGACUUUCCACUAUCUUCCGGACUACAACCUGAUAAACUACGUCAUGAAGCAGCGUCCUAUCUUCAAGAGAUCUGAUGUUAAGAAGCGGACUAGAGAAGAAAUCGAAGAGACCGACGAGAAAGCAAGCGGCAGACGUGGACCCAAGAAUAGAGCAUAUGUCAAGGAAGGUGAUGUUGUUGGUGGUGAAGCUCCAGAGAUUGCCCAGAAUAAUAUUGGUAGACAAUUGCUUGAGAAGUUAGGAUGGGUCAGAGGUGAAGGACUUGGUGCACACGGUAACAAGGGUAUCAGUGUUCCUCUUAUGGCUACUGUGAAGAAGUCCAAGACAGGUUUGAAGUAA